AUGUACUUCUUCCUCCUCAACCUCGCCCUCCUCGACCUGGGCUCCAUUUCCAACACUCUCCCCAAAGCCAUGGCCAAUUCCCUCUGGAACACCAGGGCCAUUUCCUAUGCAGGAUGUGCUGCACAGCUCUUUAUUUUUCUCUUCCUGAUGUCAGCAGAGUAUUUUCUUCUCACUGUCAUGUCCUACGACCGCUACAUUGCCAUCUGCAAGCCCCUGCACUAUGCGACCCUCCUGGGCAGCAGAGCUUGUGCCCAGAUGGCAGCAGCUGCCUGGGGCAGUGGGGUUCUCUAUGCUCUGCUGCACACUGCCACUACAUUUUCCCUGCCCCUCUGCCAAGGCAAUGCUGUGGACCAGUUCUUCUGUGAAAUCCCCCAGAUCCUGAAGAUAUCCUGCACAGACUCCUACCUGAAGAGUUUUUGGGUAGUUGUGAUUGGUGUCUGUUUAGCAUCUGGCUGUUUUGUUUUCAUUUUUUUCUCCUACGUGCAGAUCUUCAGGGCUGUGCUGAGGAUGCCCUCUGAGCAGGGCCGGCACAAAGCCUUCUCCACCUGCCUCCCUCACCUGUUUGUGCUCUCCCUGUUUAUCAACACCUGCUUUUUUGCUUACCUGAAGCCCCCCUCCAUCUCCUCCCCAUCCCUGAACCUGGUGAUGGCAGUUCUGUACUCGGUGAUACCUCCAACAUUGAACCCCCUCAUCUAUAGCAUGAGGAACCAGGAGCUCAAGUGGGCUAUUAGGAAAGUGAUUUCAUGGCUGUUUCUGAAUAGUGACAAACUUCCCCUCUUUUUCCAGAAAUGA
Cygnus atratus (black swan) is the source of this 792-nucleotide messenger RNA. Its product is annotated as olfactory receptor 14C36-like. Bases 1 to 792 code for a protein of 263 amino acids. The record is from RefSeq and is a predicted model, not a curated record. Gene Ontology annotation, molecular function: olfactory receptor activity; G protein-coupled receptor activity. Lineage: Eukaryota; Metazoa; Chordata; Aves; Anseriformes; Anatidae. The transcript has a single exon. Gene Ontology annotation, cellular component: membrane. Gene Ontology annotation, biological process: G protein-coupled receptor signaling pathway.